UUAACAGAAGAUGAAAUUUCUACAAUAUUACAGUCAACUCUUAAGGGCCUGGAGUACCUUCAUUUUAUGAGAAAAAUACACCGAGAUAUCAAAGCAGGAAAUAUUUUGCUAAAUACAGAAGGACAUGCAAAACUUGCAGAUUUUGGAGUAGCAGGCCAGCUGACGGAUACAAUGGCCAAGCGGAAUACCGUGAUAGGAACACCAUUUUGGAUGGCCCCUGAAGUGAUUCAGGAAAUUGGGUACAACUGUGUGGCAGACAUCUGGUCUCUGGGAAUAACUGCCAUAGAAAUGGCUGAAGGAAAGCCCCCAUAUGCUGAUAUCCAUCCAAUGAGG
This is a messenger RNA of Dipodomys ordii (Ord's kangaroo rat), 333 nucleotides long. Its product is annotated as serine/threonine-protein kinase 4. The transcript has 2 exons. Lineage: Eukaryota; Metazoa; Chordata; Mammalia; Rodentia; Heteromyidae. Gene Ontology annotation, cellular component: cytoplasm. The record is from RefSeq and is a predicted model, not a curated record. Gene Ontology annotation, molecular function: ATP binding; protein serine/threonine kinase activity. The annotation marks the transcript as partial. Gene Ontology annotation, biological process: protein phosphorylation; regulation of MAPK cascade; intracellular signal transduction.